Molecule: messenger RNA, 1531 nt
Organism: Chrysochloris asiatica (Cape golden mole)
Lineage: Eukaryota; Metazoa; Chordata; Mammalia; Afrosoricida; Chrysochloridae
Gene: RPS6KB2
Product: ribosomal protein S6 kinase, 70kDa, polypeptide 2
Exons: 15
Coding region: 89-1531 (480 amino acids)
Biological process (GO): protein phosphorylation; signal transduction
Molecular function (GO): protein serine/threonine kinase activity; ATP binding
Source: RefSeq, a predicted model, not a curated record
GGAUAGAUGACGUGUAGGUCGGGGCCCCGGGCUGUCAGUCAGAGAGCGGCCAGGUACGGGCCCGGGGUCCCGCGGGGCUGGAGCCACCAUGGCUGCCGUGUUCGACCUGGACCUGGAGACGGAGGAGGGCAGCGAGGGCGAGGGCGAGCCAGAGCUCAGCCCCGCGGACGUGUGUCCCCUUGCCGAGUUGAGGUCGGCUGGCCUGGAGCCUGCGGGACACUUUGAGGAGGUAGAGCUGACCGAGACCAGCGUCAACCUGGGGCCAGAGCGAAUCGGGCCCCACUGCUUUGAGCUGCUCCGUGUACUGGGCAAGGGGGGCUACGGCAAGGUGUUCCAGGUGCGAAAGGUGCAGGGCACCAAUUUAGGCAAAAUAUAUGCCAUGAAAGUUCUGAGGAAGGCCAAAAUUGUACGCAAUGCCAAGGACACAGCACACACACGGGCCGAGCGGAACAUUCUAGAGUCCGUGAAACACCCCUUCAUUGUGGAACUGGCCUAUGCCUUCCAGACUGGUGGCAAGCUCUACCUCAUCCUUGAGUGCCUCAGUGGUGGCGAGCUGUUCACGCAUCUGGAGCGAGAAGGCAUCUUCUUAGAGGACACAGCCUGCUUCUACCUGGCCGAGAUCACGCUGGCCCUCGGCCACCUGCAUGCCCAAGGCAUCAUUUACCGGGACCUCAAACCUGAGAACAUCAUGCUUAACAGUCAGGGCCACAUCAAACUGACCGACUUUGGACUCUGCAAGGAGUCCAUUCAUGAGGAUGCAAUUACUCACACCUUCUGCGGCACCAUUGAGUACAUGGCCCCCGAGAUUCUGGUGCGCAGCGGCCACAACCGGGCGGUGGACUGGUGGAGCCUGGGGGCUCUGAUGUACGACAUGCUCACUGGAUCGCCACCCUUCACCGCAGAGAACCGGAAGAAAACCAUGGAUAAGAUCAUCAAAGGGAAGCUGAUGCUGCCUGCCUACCUCACCCCAGACGCCCGGGACCUCAUCAAGAAGUUCCUGAAGCGGAAUCCCAGCCAACGCAUGGGGGGUGGUCCAGGGGAUGCGGCUGAUAUACAGAGGCACUCCUUUUUCCGGCACAUCAACUGGGAUGACCUCUUAUCCCGCCGUGUAGACCCCCCCUUCAGGCCCUGUCUGCAGUCAGAGGAGGACGUGAGCCAGUUUGACACACGCUUCACGCGGCAGACGCCUGUGGACAGCCCCGAUGACUCGGCCCUCAGCGAGAGCGCCAACCAGGCCUUCCUGGGCUUCACGUACGUGGCACCCUCGGUUCUGGACAGCAUCAAGGAGGGCUUCUCCUUCCAGCCUAAACUGCGCUCCCCCCGGCGCCUCAACAGCAGCCCCCGGACCCCCAUCAGCCCGCUGAAGUUCUCGCCCCUCGAAGGGUUCCAGCCCAGCCCUGGCCCACCAGAGUCCAUGGGGCCACCUCUUCCGCCACUCCUGCCACCGCCCUCAAGCACUGCCCCGCUCCCCAUCAGACCCCCCUCAGGCACCAAGAAGUCCAAGAGGGGCCGUGGGCGCCCUGGACGCUAG